AUGGUAUUCGGAGCAGACAAUGCAUACAAACGAAUUGACGCUCAAGUCGAGGCGACACUUCAACAAGCCGCCGAUAUUCUCAAAGAAAUGAAGAUUCAGAAGGACGAUGAGAUGUCGACGUCAUCGUCGGUUGUCAGCAAGUCGACAGAACUCUCAUGCACGUCGUACGAGACCCGCAAGACCAUCUCUGUCAACUCGAUUCGUUCCAAUAAGGUGCCAAAAGCCACGAUUCGUACGCCUUCCGAUUCUGCUAAAACUCGCAAGUUCUACUUCCCACCGGCAGCGAUGAACAAGCCAUGUACACCGUCGGUGGUCUCCGGAAGUUAUCCUUCGGACAAUUAUUAUGAUGGAAGCACCACCACUGAAAAUCUGGCUUCCACUCCGGAUCUCUUCCCAAAUGCCAUCUACAUUCCAUGUGAAAAAGCCAACGAAUAUAAGGCAAUGCAGAAAGAUAAGGUUGUCCAAGAAAGCUCUGCCCAAACCACUGCGAAAUCGUCGAAAUCCACUCAAUCUCUCUAUCGUAAACACGUUCAAAAGUUGGCCAUUGAGCCAUUGGACGAUAUUCGUUACUUGAAAUGCCGCGGAAACAAGAAACCCAAACCGGAUUCUCUGUUCCCAUCUGCUACUUAUUCAGCUGGAAAUCAGCCGAAAAUGGAGAUGUCUCCUGUCUCCUCUGCCAUCGAGUCAUCUGUCGUCGCAACAGCUGAUGGGACGACAACGACAACUGGGGAAUGUUCGUUGCUUUUCAAACCCAUGGAAUUUGUUUCCACUUCUUGUCCACCGGUUAGAAUGCUCCUCCAACCUCUCGAGAAGAAGCAAAAAUCGAUGAAAACCGUGUCAAAGACUCUCGUCAAAAAAGCGGAAACCGAAGAAUUUCCAAUUGUCCCAAAACAGCUUCAAUCGAGUACCAAACUCAAAACUUCGGACCAAAAAAUGGACCGUACCAAAUUUUCGGCUCAAUUCAAUCUCGGACGCCAGACUUUUAAUUUGUCGGGAAUUUUGAAUGGACCAUUGACGAAGAAGCCAAAUGUCUCCACUUUGGUUAUUAAUGGGAACUCGUAUUCGGUUUAG
Molecule: messenger RNA, 1071 nt
Organism: Caenorhabditis briggsae
Lineage: Eukaryota; Metazoa; Nematoda; Chromadorea; Rhabditida; Rhabditidae
Exons: 9
Coding region: 1-1071 (356 amino acids)
Source: RefSeq, a predicted model, not a curated record